GUUGGCCCAGUUCGUGUUUAGCAGCGGGCGCGUUAGGAUCGCUCGCAAAUCUAAAAGCUCUGGAGAGGCAUAAGCCCAUUACCUAUUCGCCAACAUGUCGAAGAACUGCAUGAUAACGUUCGACCAGAAUGAGCACGGCACCUACUUCACCGGCCAGGUGAUAACCGGCAAGGUGAUUGUCAAUCUGAACAAGACCAAGAAACUGCGAGGAAUAAAACUGCAAAUAAGUGGCUAUGCGCAAGCCCAGUGGCGCAUCCGCAGACAUGGUAAGGCGGUGGCAAUCCAAAACCCCAAGAAGCGAUCAAAGCACCAGUACAGCGGGCGGGAGGACUAUAUAGCCUCCACCACUUACCUCAUGGGUUCCGAGCAGGGCAGCAACUUUAACAUGGACGCCGGCACGUACACCUACACUUUUGCUUGCCCCAUUCCCAGCCACUGCCCCUCGUCCUUCGAGGGUGCCUAUGGACACAUCCGGUAUCUGGCCAAGGUCACCUUUUUGAAGCCAGGAGCUUCCAAUCGCACCCACAACGUGGGCUUCACUGUGCUAAAGCUGCUGGACUUGAACCAGGAGACCAAGAUGCUCCGGGAACCGGCGAGCAAUGAAGCCGUGGAACACUUUUGCCUGAUGCACACGAAGCCCGUGCAGUUGAAGGUCACUCUCCAGCAGCAGGGCUAUGUUCCGGGUCAGUUCAUGUUGAUCCACGCCCAUGUGCGUAAUGACUCCAGCUCCGAUUGUCGGAAGCUACUGAUCAUGCUGCAUUUGAGAGCCACAUACACGGCGGAUACGCCCUCGCUACGCACCACAUCCGAGAAGAUAAUGCUGGUGAAGCGCGAGUGCGGUCCGGUGGCUCAUAAUGCGCAGAGGACUUACACGGAAACCCUGAGGAUUCCGGCAACGGCGCCCACCUGCGAGCACCUAAGCAAGGUGGUGCGCGUAUCUUACGAAGUGCGUGUGGUGGCUGUUAUGAACUGGCUUAUGGCUAAUCCCCGGCUCAUAAUCCCUGUGACUAUUGGCAACGUGCCCCUGGCAACUGCGGUGUCCGGACCGGACUUCCUGCCAACUAACGCCUUCCCAUCUGGAAGUUCGCUGCCUGCCGACUUGCCAUGCACCUCUACAAGGGCCAUGGAACUGGCUCAGAUGGCCGCAAGCGGGGUCAGCAACUCCGGCUACGAGAUGGCCGAGGAUCUAGAGGACUUCGAGCUUCCAGAGGAUGGAGAUGAUGAGUUGGAGGCCGCCGACGAUUUCGUACCAGAUUUACCUCCUCCUACCUACGAGCAGGCCAUGUUCAUGACCACUGAUAUUGCGGACACGGACGCGAACACGGUCAGCGAGGCCUCCCGAUUUACUCCACGCUAUCCGGUCUUCGAUGUGGACACCUUCCAGAGCCCGCCGCCAAAUCCUCCCCAGAAGAAAAGGCGCCGCCGACGCAGACGUCCUGCCGAUCCUGGACAGUCGAAGCAACAACCGGAGAAACAACCAGUGGAGUCACCCGUGCAGAUCUGAGGGCAGUUAUCGCGAAAAAUCACGACUAUAUCUUAUCUCGGCAGUAUUUAUUUCUUUUACGGUUCGCCAGUGUACUUACCAAAAUGUUUACUAUAUAUGUAUGUAUAUCGGAAUGAUAAACAACCCAGAAUAUAAAAGUGUCUACUGGGUGAUACGCGAUAAAUUGCGACUAUAGCCUAGACAACCAAGUCCAUGAAGGCAUUGAACUACAAAUUUAUUUAUUCAUUUAUAAAUUAAAUUGAGUGGAGGACUUCUAGCUCAGUCCGUGAGUUUAAAUACUUAUGAGAGCUAGAAAUUUUGAUUUACGCAUACAUGCUCCCAAUUUCUAAUUCUAUUGCUUGACAAUUUCCAUUAAAAUGC
Molecule: messenger RNA, 1864 nt
Organism: Drosophila melanogaster (fruit fly)
Lineage: Eukaryota; Metazoa; Arthropoda; Insecta; Diptera; Drosophilidae
Exons: 3
Coding region: 95-1504 (469 amino acids)
Source: RefSeq, marked reviewed